AUGGCGAACCUCGAAGAAUUGCACCAAGCGCAGGUGAACCGCUCCAUACGAACGAUCAAGGCCGAACUCGAGUUCCUCUGCGAUUCCACCAUCAUCUCUCCCUCCACCCUCUCGGACCUCCUAUCCCGUAUCCCGCCGCAGACAGCCCUCCAUGCACCCAUAUCCGUCGGCGCAAUGCCUCCCCCUGCUCAGAAUGCUGGCACACCCUUUUCACCACUGCCGAACAACCCAGUACCUGCUCCUUUAAAUGUCAACAGCAACAGGAACAACGAGAAACAGCAAGACAGCUACUACCCGUCACCAUCCCCUCAACCUCAGGCACAACAAGGGCCACCGCCUCCAGCGUACAACUCGCCCCCUCCGCAAGCGAGCUGGCCCCCGCUCGCGCAAGCAACUGCUCUCUACGCCUACACGUCUACGGAUGCCGGCGAUCUCGAGUUACAGCCCAAUGACAACAUUACUGUGACGGAGUACAUGAACGCGGAAUGGUGGAAGGGCAAGUCGUCGAGGACGGGGCAGGAGGGUAUCUUCCCGAGGUCAUAUGUCAAGGUGGUGGAGGAGAAGAGCGGUUAUGGCAAUCAACCAUUGGAGGUAUCGCAGAUGGGUGACGGCGAAGGCAAGAUGCCUGGCAAAGGGCAAGAAGCGGGCAAGAAAUUCGGAAAGAAGCUGGGCAACGCUGCUAUCUUCGGUGCCGGCGCAACCAUUGGAGGCAACAUUGUCAACUCCAUCUUCUAG
Messenger RNA from Saxophila tyrrhenica, 735 nucleotides. It is a transcript of the gene PIN3, whose product is annotated as protein that induces appearance of [PIN+] prion when overproduced. NCBI's taxonomy places the organism in Eukaryota, Fungi, Ascomycota, Dothideomycetes, Mycosphaerellales, Extremaceae. Gene Ontology annotation, molecular function: protein binding. The record is from RefSeq and is a predicted model, not a curated record. The coding region runs from base 1 to 735 and encodes 244 amino acids. Gene Ontology annotation, cellular component: ESCRT-0 complex. Gene Ontology annotation, biological process: protein transport to vacuole involved in ubiquitin-dependent protein catabolic process via the multivesicular body sorting pathway. The transcript is spliced from 3 exons.